Zea mays is the source of this 1759-nucleotide messenger RNA. RefSeq lists its product as uncharacterized. The transcript has 2 exons. The record is from RefSeq and is a predicted model, not a curated record. NCBI's taxonomy places the organism in Eukaryota, Viridiplantae, Streptophyta, Magnoliopsida, Poales, Poaceae. The coding region runs from base 567 to 1307 and encodes 246 amino acids. Gene Ontology annotation, molecular function: protein binding.
UCAGCUUCUUCACAAAUUUAAGCAGAAGUUCUGCCAAACAGCUAGCUUCUGCAGCAGCUUAUCAGUUCAGCUGCUUCUCAGAAUACACUAAAAGCAGCCAACAAGCAGAAGCUGCUUUUCACCAGCUUAUCAGAUAAGCUGUUUUUUCAACAAGCAGCAGUGCCAAACAGGGCCAAAAUUUCUUUCAAAACCGCUGAGAUUUUUUUGGCCUGACCCAAAUCAACAAGGCCGUUUGGUCUGGAAAGGGCCCAUCACAUGUUAUUUCCCAGCGCGGCCCGUGGGCAUCGAACUGAUCGAAGCCGCCCCCUAAAUCUGGAGCGCCGCGCCGUCAUCCCAGUCAACGCCUGAUGACUUCCCGUAUGCUCCCGGCGCAUCCCCACCGCGCAACCUGACAUGUGGCAUGAUCCUACCCGCGCCGCAGCGUGGCGAGCACGAGUAGGAACUCUCCCCACUCGCCCGGCCACACUCGAUUCAAGCUGACGUUCUAUUCCCACAAUCCCACUCCAGAAGCUGCCGAGACCGAGAGAGCCUGCGGAUUACACGCAUCUCGCCGACCCCCGCCCCCCAUGGCCGAUCUCCGCCCGCCGGAGCCGGGCACGAACGGCUCCAGCGCCGGCGUGGUCGCCGCGCUGCCGGCCGUGGAGGCCGUAGCGGCCGCAGAGACCGCCAUGGCCGCCACGGGCGGACCACAGCCGCCCGCGCCGCCCUACUCCAAGCGACGCCGCCGCCCCAGCGUCCGCCUCGGGGACAUCGACGCUCCGCCCCCGCGCCGCAACCACAAGCCGCCGUCCUCGUCGCACCCGCGCCCGCCGCGCCGCGCGCACCCGGACGACCUCGACCCGCACGCGCACAGCCGCCGGGGGUCCAAGCCGCCGGCGCAGCGCCGCCCGCGGACCGCCUGGAUUCCCGCCGCGCCCGCUUCGGCGGGGCCCGCCGAGGGCUACGACGACGACGAGGAGCGCUACUACGACGACGAGGACCAGUCCGACUCCGCGGCCGCCGCCGCCGCGAGGGCUAGGGUUUCGGGCAGCCGCGACGCCAGCGGCGACGAGUCGGACGGGGUGGCGGACUGGGGCCUCCCCAACGGUCGCCUUCCCUCCGCGACGGGGUAUGGCGGCGUCAAGGCCUGGCUCGAUGGGUUGGGGCUUUCUCGGUACGCGCCCGUCUUUGAGAUCCAUGAGGUGGACGACGAGGUGCUCCCCAUGCUCACGCUGGAGGACCUCAAGGACAUGGGCAUUGGGGCUGUUGGCUCCAGGAGGAAGAUGUACGCCGCCAUCCUCAAGCUCCGGAGCGACAACGCGUCCUGAGUUGGGACCGGCUUCUUUGUUUUGACCUUGCACAUCUUGCGAGAAAUCAAUCAAAAAGAAGAUCUCUUUUGAAAUAUGUGUGCCUCUUGAGCCUCCCUUAAGGCCAGGGUUUGAUGAACAGAAUCCAAUGUUCUAAAGGGCUAUUGAGGUCAACCCACAAUCUCCAUAGGAAUAAUUCCUUGUCGAAUGAGAGUAGCAAUUGUUCGCCUGACUUGUUUCGAUAAUAAAGUCAACACCAAGUUCCACAAUUAAUCUUUUAUUCAUACAUUUUGCAUCAUGAUUUAACCAAAUUGGAUAAAUCUUGAGCAUAAAUGAUGUUGGAGAUCGUUCAUGAAUGUUGUUUCCAUCGUUUUUGUGCAUAUUUUGUUGAAAUUAAUGCAUCAAUUGCCCAUUGAUUGUUAUGAUGAGAAAACACUGUACAUUACAUUUUAUAGUAUAAGUUUUUUUUUUAA